Hippocampus zosterae (dwarf seahorse) is the source of this 755-nucleotide messenger RNA. RefSeq names its product protein tyrosine phosphatase non-receptor type 18 (gene ptpn18). Bases 146 to 511 code for a protein of 121 amino acids. NCBI's taxonomy places the organism in Eukaryota, Metazoa, Chordata, Actinopteri, Syngnathiformes, Syngnathidae. The record is from RefSeq and is a predicted model, not a curated record. The transcript has 4 exons.
GGAAGUGAAACUUCCUGUAUGCAAAUCAGACUGUUGGAGAGAAGUGAAGCUCCUGUUUGGCCAGACUUUUUUUUUUUUUAAUCUUUAAGAACGACAAGCAUAGAGAACGAAAAUCCACUCACAGAGUUGCAACAGAAAUGACAACAUGAGUGAGGUGACGUACGCCGUGGUCAACAAGCCCAAACCGCACCCACCACAUGAAAACAGAACACUUCACAGCUCCCAUCACUAUGACAACGACCCACCAACGACAACAGCGCCGUUGUACAGCGUGGUCGGAGCUCCGGAGGGCGCUGUGAGUUUGAAUCCCGCUGCCAACCGCAAAGCGGGAUUAGUGGUUAGCGCCGGUGUGGAGCGGGUGUCAGGCACACUCAACGAUUACGAAGACUUGUCCACCUCGGUGACUGAUAUGAACGACACGAGUGUGCGCGACGGCCUCGGUCAGUGGAUAUUCUUCCUGUUUUUCGAGCUAGCUAGGGAAGAUGUGACAAGUGAGCGAGGAAAUGGGUGAUCGGUGACUGAGAAAAUAGACGAAAAGUGAGUGUGGAAUGAGGUGAUAAGUGAAGGGUGGAAAGAACAUAAGGGAGGGCAAAGUGUACAAGGACAGAAGAACAAAAUGAAAAUAAAGAGGUGACAAGUAAACAAGCAAAGAGCUGAGGAAAACAAGGAAAGGGGUGACUGACAAAUGAGCAAGGAAUGCAAUUUAGCGAAAGAAAGAAUUAACGUGAUGACGUGUGAAUAAGGAAAGAGCAUAA